Molecule: messenger RNA, 1770 nt
Organism: Aricia agestis (brown argus)
Lineage: Eukaryota; Metazoa; Arthropoda; Insecta; Lepidoptera; Lycaenidae
Product: proton-coupled folate transporter-like
Exons: 7
Coding region: 185-1696 (503 amino acids)
Biological process (GO): transmembrane transport
Cellular component (GO): membrane
Molecular function (GO): transmembrane transporter activity
Source: RefSeq, a predicted model, not a curated record
UAAAUAUUCGAUAUUCGAUGACCAAGAAAUAAAGACGCCGAAUUGUGAAUCGCGGUGAAGGAAAACAUUAAGUUUAGAUGAUAUGUGUAGUGUGAACUGUGAUUGCGUAACGCGACCUGCUAUUGUAACUUUAAAAUUUACCAAAGUGAAGUAAAAGUUGAAUGAUCAUCCGAAGAAAAUAAAAAUGGAGCGCUUAUCAAAAUCGCGCGAAGAUAUCGAACAAAAGGUACCGCUGAAACACGAAACAAAUGAGGAGCAGAAGAUAACCGCCUUACAGAGACUCAAGAUCAUCAAAAACAAUGUGACCAUAGAACCACCAGUGGUACUCUACUUCAUAGCGAGCUGUAUCACCGCAGCCGGGAUGCAGAAUCUAAAUUUAGAGAAGGCGUGCAGAACGAACCUCGGAUUUGACGACCACGUAUGUACCUCCCUGAGGCUGAGACAGCGAGCGAAUUUGACUUACGAGGAGGACGAGGUACAGAAAUUGGUGGCGUCAGUGGAGGCCUGGAGAAGCGCUAUUUAUACGGCGUUUCCCAUUAUUUUAAUGGCAUUUCUGGGGGCUUGGAGCGAUAAAAUGGGAAAGCGGAGAAUAUGUAUGCUGAUGCCCAUAGGCGGAGAAUUAAUUACCUGUAUAUUAAAUAUAGUUAAUACCUACUUCGACGGUGUCAACGUGGAGUGGACGUCGUUGAUGGGAACGUUUUUUUUGUCUAUCACCGGUGCAUGGUGCGUAAUGUUGAUGGGAUCUUAUAGUUACAUAAGCGAUAUAACGACGAUCGAGAACAGAACUUCCAGGCUUGGCGCUCUGACCCUGGGCUUGAACAUCACGCACCCGAUAGGAAUGGGCUUGAGUGGCAUCAUGCUGGAGUAUACUGGGUACUACGGAGUGUUCGGAAUAACGGGACUCGUCCAACUGUUGAACUUUUUGUAUAUCUACUACUAUACAGAGGAUUAUGUACCUUGCUAUAAGCCCGAGACCGGUACAGGUGGAAUCGGAAUAUGGAGGCACGUUACAGAAUUUUUUGACUUCAAUAGUUUAAAAGAUAUGGUGCUAAUUCUUUUCAAAAAGGGGCCUAACAACCAAAGGAUGAGGGUUUGCAUGAUUCUGUCGGCAGUUUGUUUUUUAUACGGACCAAUAUGGGGUGAUAUGUCUAUUAAUUAUAUCAUGUGCCGAUAUCGCUUCAAUUGGGACGCGCUCAAAUAUAGCAUCUACAGCUCAUACAGCCUCACCCUACAUACAUUUGGUACAUUUUUAGCAAUCAUGUUGUUUACGAGGCGACUAAAAUUAGACGAUUCAGUGCUUGGGAUCAUAGCGGUGAUAAGCAGAAUAGCUGGAGCCCUAGCAUGGGCUUUAUCCAGAAACGAGUUUGAAAUUUACUUCGCUCCCAUCGGUGAAUUUUUCAACGGUACAAUGCUCCUUGCGCUACGAGCAAUCAGCUCCAAAUUGGUAUCCAGUCAAGAACUUGGAAAAUUAUACUCUCUCUUCGGUCUGUCGGAGAUAUCCAUGAUGUUGAUAUUCGUACCGAUCUACGCGCGAGUGUACAUCGCGACGCUGCACAUCUUCCCGGGCGCCUGUUAUUUCUUCACCGUACUAUUCUCGAUACCGGCGUUGCUAAUUUUUGUAUGGUUCUACGUCGAAUACAGAAGAGACCUGCGAAACGCUGCAAGAGAAGAGUGUGCAAUAGAAACUGAUAUAUAGAGAUUCAAAUAUGAAAUUAAUAACAAUAAUUGAUGCAUAAAAAUAUACAGGUGGUUCCGUUCGGGUGAACACCG